GUAGUCAAGCCGAAACAAGUCAUUUAGAAGAGUGGUCGAGAUGGACAACACUCAUAUUUAGUGGCCUAAGCUAAGCUUUAAACAAGUUAUAAAUAUAACUUUAAGUUAUUUAUGUUACCAUUAAGUUGCGAGUUUGCGUUUGUACCGAACUUAAAGCAGCUGCUGCUGGUGGCCACACUUUUUCUCUCCCCGCUUUCGCUCCUAAAAGUCGGCCACUUUGGGUAAGGAUGUCAGUCCCCGGAAACUCGCUCCAGCAGCCCCGGGUGAGGCGCAGUAACGCGGGUUCCCCGGGCUCGUUUGGCAACGGUGGAUGUCGCCUGCACCCGCUCCGCGCCACCGUGCCCUACCAGCUGCUGCGCGGCGGACAGGGCAGCCCGACACGGGCGCCACACAGCGUCCACGGCGGGGCCACCGCGGGGAGCCGAGGCUCCAGCCCCCCCUCCAGUCCGACUCUCCUCCUCCCAGGAAGUAAGCAGGGGUUGUCGCCCGAAAACAAGGACGCCUCCUGCGCUCCGGACUCGCCUGUUUCCAGAGAAAGGUCCAAGUUGCAGAUGCGGAGCUCCAGCGCCAUCCGCCGGACGUCUUCCCUGGACGCCAUCACCGGGCCCUACCUCACCGGACAGUGGCCCCGAGAUGCUCACGGGCCUUACCCCUACUGCAUGAAAGACAAAUCCACUCAGACUCCGGGCAUGUGGAUGGACGAGGGAGCCGACCAAGGGAGUCCUCACCAGAGAUCGGCCUCCUGGGGCAGCGCGGACCACCUCAAGGAGCAGAUCGCCAAGCUCAGGCUGCAGCUUCAGCGUAGCAAACAAGGAAGUCGGCAGAGCAAAGAGCGAGACGCCACGUCCGGGACGCCGCACGGCCAACAUGCAGCCACUGCCUGUCCCUCACAGAUGUUUCCUCUUCAGCAUAAGGGAUCUUCUUGUUCUUUGUCCACCAAGUCUCUGAUCUGCAGAGUGCCGAGCAGCGUGGAGGCCAUCAACCACGAGCUGGAAAACGUCUUCAUCAGACAUGAUUGGGAGCACGCCAUUCAGGCCACGGACGCCGCCGAUGGCCGUCGGGCUCCUUUCCCACUGCAGCGCUACAGCAACAUUGGGGAAACCCGUGACACGGACACGCAGGCCCCCUCUAGUGGAGAGUCCAGUCCAUCUCCCCGACCUCGCAGCCCCCUCAGCCCGCACCACCUGCACUCCCCGGACGGAAGCCCCUCGUCCUCCGCGGAUGAUGUAGACAAAGAGGGCACGUGCGGCUCUCCGCUACCCAAGUUCGCCACAUCUCCCAAACCCAACAACAGCUACAUGUUCAAGCGGGAGCCACCGGAAGGCUGCGAGAGGGUCAAAGUCUUUGACGAGAUACUGUGUGGCCAAUCGAAAGGAUUCCCGCUCUUCUCCUGUCCCGACAAAAACAAGGUGAACUUCAUCCCUCAGGGUUCAGCUUUCUGCCCCGUCAAGCUGCUCUGCUCGUCCCUCUUCUCGCCCGUGUCCUGCGCCAGUGCCAGUGCCAGCGCCGACCCAACCGGUCCCCAAAGCAAUGAUGGCCAGUCUCGGGAGACGCGCCAUUCGCCCGACAGCCAAGAAGCAGAGGCGGUCGUCAGCGGUUUAUUGUCAGGAAUAUAAAAGACGCUGCCUCAUGACGAGCGUGAUAAAACCAAAAGUUUUGCACUCCGUUAAUUCCAAAUCAUGCUCAUGUCCACACACUCACAAAUUUUUUUUUUUUAAGUUUUUUUUUUCCCAAUUGCGCUAAUAAAACUAGAAUCUCAUAAAAGAAGCUAA
Molecule: messenger RNA, 1772 nt
Organism: Syngnathus acus (greater pipefish)
Lineage: Eukaryota; Metazoa; Chordata; Actinopteri; Syngnathiformes; Syngnathidae
Product: glucocorticoid-induced transcript 1 protein-like
Exons: 9
Coding region: 228-1616 (462 amino acids)
Biological process (GO): podocyte development
Cellular component (GO): cytoplasm
Source: RefSeq, a predicted model, not a curated record